AUGGCUCCUCCCGCUACAUUCGUAGAAUCGAUGGCUCUGCAGGAGGUUAUGAUAUCAUCACCGCCGGAUAUUAAGCCCACGUCGAGCAAUAUCAAUGACGCAGCACCAACAGGAGGCAGGAGGGUGUUUAAAUCAACUAGCAUAACCGGUCACUUCCUCGUAGGCGGAAAGCCAAAAAUACCGUUUAUAUACACCGUAGAAACCCUCCGACAAGGGAAAACAUAUUGCACAAGAAAUGUCCAGGUCAGACAACCGAGUCCCACGGACCCCCGUCCGCUCGAUUCAGAGGUCAUAUUCAUCGCCACUGUAUCUUUCAAAACUGUGGAACCACGCGGACUAGAAAGUCAGGUUCCGCCGCCGAAGGAGUUGAAGCAGUGGGUAUCGAACCCGAGGGGACGAGAGAUUGCCCCGGCAGUCGAUGUUCCUAGCUGGAUCGAGUUUACAAAGCGUAAGGGUAUGCGAUCAUUCUACACGGCCGUCGAUCUUAGGAAGGUCGAUGUGGAAGAAGAGAAUAGAUCGAGACCUCUGCACGAGUAUCGAAAGUACGCAUCAGACAGAAACGGCAUGUUCGCCGUCACAGGUCCCCACAACGCCAGCGACAAUAUAAUCCACACAGGCUCUCUCUCGCACACCCUCAUUUUCCACGCCAACCCCGACAAACUCCUCUUCUCAAACACCAAUGAAGGAGAAGAAGAAGAUAAUUCGUCAUCAUGGACGAUAUUGGAACAAGUCGGUGAUAGCGCAAGUGAAGGACGUGGGCUGAUUAGGUCGAGGAUAUGGAGCGCAGAUGGGACGUUAUUGGCCAGUGUUAUGCAAGACGCUUUGAUCCGCGUACGAGUCGAUAACGGCGAGAAGGUUGAUAGGCGGAAGCCAACCUUUUCAGAGUCAUUGAAAAGUAUGCUGUAG
This is a messenger RNA of Orbilia oligospora ATCC 24927, 906 nucleotides long. RefSeq lists its product as uncharacterized. The transcript has 4 exons. Gene Ontology annotation, biological process: fatty acid catabolic process; acyl-CoA metabolic process. Gene Ontology annotation, molecular function: fatty acyl-CoA hydrolase activity. The record is from RefSeq and is a predicted model, not a curated record. Lineage: Eukaryota; Fungi; Ascomycota; Orbiliomycetes; Orbiliales; Orbiliaceae. Gene Ontology annotation, cellular component: peroxisomal matrix. The coding region runs from base 1 to 906 and encodes 301 amino acids.